CAGCCGCUUCAAGUCUGGAAACGGCAGCAGAAGUGACGUCUGAAGCAGGCGCCGGCGGUGGGGCGGCGCCGGCUUGGGUGGUAUGGCGAUGAAUAUCCGCUUGCAGGAGAUCCGGGAGCGGCAGAAGUUGCGGCGGCAGCUCCUGGCCCAGCAGUUAGGAGCUGAAAAUGCUGACAGCAUCGGCGCAGUAUUGAACAGUAAAGAUGACCAGAGGGAAAUUGCAGAAACAAGGGAAACCUGCAGGGCUUCUUAUGAUACCUCAGCACCAGGUUUAAAACGCAAAUAUCCAGAUGAGGGGGAGGCUGACGAAGAAGAAAUUGAAGAUUAUAAGGAUGAAGUAGAGCUGCAGCAAGAUGAAGAGAACCUGCCCUAUGAAGAAGAGAUUUACAAAGAUUCCAGUACCUUCCUUAAGGGAACCCAGAGCUUAAAUCCUCACAAUGAUUAUUGCCAGCACUUCGUGGAUACCGGGCACAGGCCUCAGAACUUUAUCAGAGAUGUGGGCUUAGCAGACAGGUUUGAAGAAUAUCCAAAACUUCGAGAACUCAUUAGACUGAAGGAUGAGCUAAUUGCUAAAUCUAACACUCCCCCCAUGUAUUUACAAGCAGACUUGGAGGCUUUUGACAUAAGGGAACUAAAAUCCAAGUUUGAUGUGAUUCUGUUGGAACCUCCAUUGGAAGAAUAUUACAGAGAGACUGGCAUCACAGCCAAUGAAAAAUGCUGGACUUGGGAUGAUAUUAUGAAACUGGAAAUUGAAGAGAUUGCAGCCCCAAGAUCAUUUGUCUUUCUAUGGUGUGGCUCAGGAGAGGGCCUGGAUCUUGGCAGAGUGUGUCUACGCAAGUGGGGUUACAGACGAUGUGAAGAUAUCUGCUGGAUAAAAACUAAUAAAAACAACCCUGGGAAGACUAAAACGCUGGACCCUAAAGCUGUGUUCCAAAGAACAAAGGAGCACUGCCUUAUGGGAAUUAAAGGAACAGUUCGCCGCAGUACCGAUGGUGACUUCAUUCAUGCUAAUGUUGAUAUUGACUUAAUUAUCACAGAAGAACCUGAAAUUGGCAACAUAGAAAAACCUGUAGAGAUCUUUCACAUCAUCGAACACUUCUGCCUCGGGAGACGACGGCUUCACCUUUUCGGAAGGGAUAGUACUAUCCGCCCAGGCUGGCUGACUGUGGGACCCACCCUCACAAACAGUAACUUUAAUGCGGAGACAUAUGCAUCCUACUUUACCGCUCCAAAUUCUCAUCUGACUGGCUGUACAGAAGAGAUCGAGAGACUUCGACCAAAAUCACCACCUCCCAAAACGAAGUCAGACCGGGGAGGGGGAGCUCCCCGGGGCGGAGGCAGAGGUGGAACUUCAGCUGGCCGGGGAGAAAGGGGCAGAGAGAGGAACAGAACUAACUUCCGGGGUGAAAGGGGUGGAUUCAGAGGAGGCCGUGGAGGUACCCACAGGGGAGGUUUCCCGGCACGCUGAUUACAUUUGAGUCUUUAGUUCUCCCCUUCUCCAUAUUUUUUUUUUAGCCUUGUUUCUGCUGAGGCGAAUUAUUUUUGGGUCUUGGCCUACAUGACUUUUUCAAUUGAUUGUAUUCCCUUCAAGCAGUCCCAAAUACUCUGCCUUCCCACAUCUGGGAAAUCACUUCACUUGGAGGCAAGAUGCAGCACUUGAUGGCACUGACCAAAAAGCCUCCUAGCAGUUUUCAUUCACCUGGAAGGUGAUCAGAACAAAGAGGAAGCAUCAGCUGGGCUGUCUCCUCAAGCCCCGUAUAGGAUUGAAGAAGAGUUGUCUGCUUUGCUCUUUUUCAGACUUCAAGGUGUUUUUUUCUUUUAAUUGUUUUCCUCAUAAACACUGAAUGCAUUCCCCCUCCCAUUCUGUCAAUGCCAUUUUUCUUCCCAAUGUUAACAUGCCACUGCGGAGGAAUGCCAUUCUCAAUUGCAUGGCAGUAACAUAGACUUGAAAUUGCUAGAAAGGAAUGUGAAGAAAUCUGCUGUGGGCCCAUAAUGGCAUUUAUUCCAUCUUCUCUUAUAUUCUUAAACUUAAGGGAAUAAUAUUGAAUAAAUAGAGCUCUAUUUUUUUUCUAUUUGUUUUACGUUUCCCUAACCAUUUUUGAGAGCAGUUCUAGUAUUUUUUGACUUGUCAUAUGUAUUUAAUGUUUUUUUAAUCUUUGGUUAACAAACCCUAUUUAUGUGGUCACUUGUAAUGCUUCAUGGAAAGCAAAAAGUGACUGACAUCUGUAAUCAGUCCAGAACCUCUGUUUGCUUAGGCAUGGAUUGUUUUUCAGUAGGGUUUUCACCCACUGCCUGCUAAUGGUCUUCUUUUUACCUAGAGAAAUCAAAGUUUUAUUGCAAAAUAUAUUCAAUAUGUAUGGUGGGGAGGAAGUUAUGAUGGAGGGGAAAGAUAAGAACACUGUAAUGAGGAAAAUAUCUUUCCAGAGAAAUCUGGACAAAUGCUGCCUGUGUAAACAGGGUUCUGUGGUUCGACAGUUCUUAAAAACUGAUGUGGGGGUGAGUAUGCAUUAUAGGAGGUCUGCUCCGGCAUACAGCUUGUAAGGAAAAGCACAACUGCUUGCCAUUUAUUUGUUUUUAGAAAAGCUAGACCGGUAAAGCUGUUUACAAUAUUUGACACAUGAACAAAACCAGGGGACUCUUGCUAUGGACUUUGCAGUGACUAGAAUACGUCUCUAAGUCUCUGGUACUUUUCAGUUGCUAAAGCCCAACUUUUAAAAUAGUACCCUGUAAAGUGAUGAAGUUACAUUUAUUUGAGUACUCUUUUUGAUAAACCUUUCCUAUUAACUACUGGUUUUCUUUUGGUUUUAUUGAAAUGCUUUUUUUUUUUUUGGUCAUGCUACUUCUCUCUUAAAGUGGCAUUCUGGUUUUCUGUUUUGACAGUUCAGCUUUCAGGAAAGGAACAGGGAGUUCUUACUGCCUUGCUGGGUGAGAUCUCAGGGAAUUUUAACAUUAAGUAAAGCAAGCUAUUACUUUAAUUCAAGAGGUUCUGCAGACUUUGUCAGAGGUUACAGUAAAUACUCGGUGAGUGGUGAAUCAGUAUCUCCCCUGCUUACUUUUUAUUUCUCUCUGGUCAUAUCUGCAAAGAUGGAGUGACUUGCAGUAGAGACAGAACCCUUAAAAUGUAAAUGUCAGGAGCUCAUUUAAUUAUCAGUGAUGCUUGGAGCCGAUUAUAUUUGAAACAAUGUUUAAUAGAUGUUGUAUGCUAUAAUCUGAAAACAGUUCUUAUUUUUCCUGAUUGUAUCAUACUCAUGCUGUGUGUUUUUGAAAGUAAAUAUUGGACAAGCUCUGCAUUACAGAUGACAUUCCCAUACCACUGGAACAGACUUCUGCAAAUGGAGGAGGAAAGGCUAUUAACCCGGUGCUUUCUUCCUUUGAUUCUUUCUCCUCAUGCAUUUCUCUGUAACUGAAGAUCAAGUGCUAUGGGACAAGUAUUCAGACAGAAAGGGAGCAGUGAUUCUACAGAUAAGGAGCAAUGCAUCCCUGAUACUGCACUUUAAUUUAAAAACCAACUAAAAUAUGUCUCCUUUUUGGAAUGGUAGGGUUCAGGAACUUGGUUAAGACUUUAAAACGAUGAUGUACAUAAAGUUACAGUAAUUCAAUAAUUUUGAAAGUAAAACUCUCUUUUAUAUUGCUAGGAUUUGCAUUUAGAUUUUUGCAAAGCUGAAGUAGUUAGAAUAGGGUAAGGCAAGCAAUACAUAUAUCCCAGUCACUCUUGGGGCCAUAUCUGCUCUUGAAUGCACACUACUCAUGGAGGUUAAUGGAAGACAGACAACCUGAGCCUUACUUGUUAAUUGUUAGACAAGAGAAAUAGACAUUGUUGAAUAUCACCUGAAGAAAAGACAGCGUGCUCUGUGGUGUCACACCAGUGAAUCUGGACAGAUUGCCAGAACAGGUGACAAGGUUGUACAUUAUUCAUAUGUGCUCAGUCCUUGAUUAGUCAAAAUGUGGUAAUUUGUUCACAUGUGGUCAUGAGUCCUCUGGCGUGGUGAUGCUGACUCUGUUCAUAAGAAACUGAAAUUAGACUUUUUCAUGUAGUCUAUGAAAAUGCUGUUAUCUCAUAACUUCUGAUCACUGUUGACCUAGGCUGCAUUUGAGUUGGCAUCCUGAGAUGAAAAGUUUUGUAUCCCAUUACUAAUUGUCAUCCAGCUUUCCAAUCAGAGCAUUUUAACAGAAAAGGCGUGAUAACAAUGCUUAUCACGAGCAAUCCAGUGAGCCUUUUAUCUAAAACAAGUGGCUUAAUGUGAACACUUCACAUCCCUGAUGACAAAAGCCUAACAUAUUUCAGAUAUUUCAAAUCGUGCUACAUACUGAGUGCCACCAUUCUGGUUUAAGAUGUCUGUCAGGUUCUUACAUGUCUCAUUCUGGGAGAUACUUAUAACGUGCAUGAUCUUCAAAGUCAUAUUUGUUCAGUAAGUGAAGGAUUUGACAGUUACAUUGGGAAGACCCUUGGGAUGGCUUAGCCUACGGCUUCAAAGGGAUUUGAAAAUGUCAGUUGACUGUAAAUUAUUCUGCAUAAAUCCAGACAUCAGCCUUGAGUCUUCCGCUCACAGAUGCUGGCACUUGUAAUAAAUCGGCUGACCUGUUAGCUG
Alligator sinensis (Chinese alligator) is the source of this 4589-nucleotide messenger RNA. RefSeq names its product methyltransferase like 14 (gene METTL14). Gene Ontology annotation, cellular component: RNA N6-methyladenosine methyltransferase complex; nucleus. The transcript is spliced from 11 exons. The record is from RefSeq and is a predicted model, not a curated record. Gene Ontology annotation, molecular function: mRNA binding. Bases 83 to 1468 code for a protein of 461 amino acids. Lineage: Eukaryota; Metazoa; Chordata; Crocodylia; Alligatoridae.